Molecule: messenger RNA, 4424 nt
Organism: Planococcus citri (citrus mealybug)
Lineage: Eukaryota; Metazoa; Arthropoda; Insecta; Hemiptera; Pseudococcidae
Product: elongation factor-like GTPase 1
Exons: 2
Coding region: 394-3567 (1057 amino acids)
Biological process (GO): cytosolic ribosome assembly
Cellular component (GO): ribonucleoprotein complex; cytosol
Molecular function (GO): ribosome binding; GTP binding; GTPase activity
Source: RefSeq, a predicted model, not a curated record
GAUAGUGAUAAAAAAAAAUAAAAAUUGAGCGGUGUUGUGAUAAGGAAUUGCAUGUUUUUGCGCAAAUUUUAAUUUUUUACUUACAUUUUUCUCACAUUGUAAAAAUUAUUGUUACCGUAGCAAGUAUUGCUUUUCAAUUAUUAUUCAUCGCUAUUGUAUCUUCAUUCGAAAACUUGUAAAAGCUCAGAUAUUUCACUUGAGUGACAUUUCAAUGUAAAUCAGUAUCUUCGAAAGUUCUGUAUCUGCGUAACAUGCACUGUAACGAUGUCGUCAAUUCAAUGAGUUCUAUUACGAUAAAUAACGCUGCAUUACUACACAUAUCGUUUUUAAUAUACCAGAUUUCUUGGCUACCCACUACGUGACAACCAGACGAAAUUUCAAAUCAAAUUCACGAUGGCUGUGACAUUAAACGAUAGAAAAAUCUGUCCUUUCAUGAGGAACAUCAACAACAUCAGGAAUAUAUGUAUUAUGGCCCAUGUCGAUCAUGGAAAAACCACGUUAGCAGAUUCAUUGAUCGCCAGCAAUGGUAUAAUUUCUCCUCGUUUGGCUGGUAAACUUCGAUACAUGGAUAGUCGUAAAGAUGAACAAGAACGUGGUAUUACGAUGAAGAGUAGUUCCAUAUCUUUACUUCAUAAAAAGCAAGGAGACGAGUACUUGAUAAAUUUGAUCGAUUCUCCUGGGCAUGUUGACUUCUCAUUGGAGGUUUCCACAGCUGUGAGAUUAUGCGACGGAGCUUUGAUUAUGGUCGACGUUGUGGAAGGAGUUUGUGCUCAAACACGUGUAUCUUUAAAACACGCUUGGGCGGAAAAAAUCAAACCUUUAUUAGUGCUGAAUAAAAUCGAUCGUCUUAUAACGGAAACCAAGAUGGCUCCUAUGGAUGCUUACGUUCAACUGAUGCAAAUACUCGAACAGGUUAAUUCGAUCAUGGGUGAUCUUUUUCGUAGCGACGUGAUGGAAAAGAGCGAAGAGACUAAAAGCGAAAAUAUUUCAAAAACUGAUGAUAUCACUGUAUCCGAUUGGAGUUCGGGCUUGGACGACGCGGACGAUUCUAAUUUAUAUUUCUCUCCGGAAGAAGGCAAUGUGAUUUUCGCUUCUGCUAUCGACGGAUGGGGUUUCACAUUGGACGAUUUCGUUGAAAUUUUCGCCAAAAAACUAGGUUUCAGUACAGCUGUGCUGCGUAAAACGUUAUGGGGUAAUUAUUACCUUAAUUCUAAGACCAAACGUGUUAUGAAAGGAGCUCAAGAGAUGGCCAAGAAACCCUUAUUCGUGCAACUCAUAUUGGAGAAUAUUUGGUUAUUUUACGAUACAAUAACAACUAAGCGAGAUAAAGACAAGACGACACAUAUGAUCGAAAGUCUGAAUAUCGAUUUGAAACCGCAACUGUUACGUUUCAACGAUCCAGUAACUUUAUUACGUAAUAUUUUUGGUAAAUGGUUACCGUUAUCUCGAGCUAUUUUAAAUUCAGUCUGUACUAAACUUCCAGCACCCAAUAAUCUAUCUGAAGAGAAAAUCGAUAACCUCAUGUUCGGUUCGAAACAAAUAUUUUACGACGAAGCUUGCGCAGAAACUUUAGCCUUGAAGUCGUGUUUCGAUAAAUGUUCCCAAGAUGAAAACGCUCCUCUAAUAGUUUUCAUUUCUAAAAUGUUUCCUGUUGAGAAAAAACACUUGCCGGAAAAUAGAGUGAAACCGCUCACUUUGGAGGAAAUCAAUCAAAGACGUGAACAAGCUAAGCAAAGAUUAGCUGCCUUAGCCCAAAGUGAUCAGUCUAACGGACCCGUCGAACCAGUUGAAGAUGAAAAACCAGAUUCGAGUUGCGACGAAACAUUCAUAGCUUUCGCUCGAAUUUACAGCGGGCGUAUUUUCAAAGGCCAAAAAGUAUACGUUUUGGGGCCAAAACACGAUCCCAAUAAAGCCCUGAAAAAAAUCAAGGAUGGAUACCAAAUUAAUCCGGAUGCAACUCUGAAGGAUUUAAAGUCCGACGAACAUAUAACUCAGGUGGAAAUCUCCCAGCUGUAUUUAUUAAUGGGUCGAGAGCUCGAACCACUUGAUGAAGUGCCUGCUGGUAACGUAUUUGGAAUCGGUGGUCUAGAAGAACACGUUCUAAAAAGUGCCACCUUAGCGAGCGAUGUAGCUUGCCCAGCAUUCAGCGAUCUUCACGUUAUGGCUACUCCUAUUUUACGAGUAGCGGUUGAACCUGAAAACCCGGCCCAGUUGUCGCAGCUCACGCAAGGUCUGAAAUUACUCAAUCAAGCCGAUGCCAGUGUCCAAGUUCUGGUACAAGAAACCGGCGAACACGUGUUGAUCACUGCUGGAGAAGUUCAUCUGCAACGAUGUAUCGAAGAUCUUCGCGAAAGAUACGCGAAAAUUCCGGUGCUCGUUUCGGAACCAAUUAUACCAUUUCGUGAGACCGUUGUACCUCCUCCAACUGUUGAUAUGGUUAAAGAAGCCAUAACUCGUAAUACCACGAAACAAAGUAACGCCGAAGAUGGCAUUGUAACCAUAAGCACAUCUAAUGGCUCAUGUACCAUCAAGAUCAAAGCUAUACCUUUAUCAAACAAUGUGAUCCAAGUAUUGGAAAAAAAUACGGAGCUGAUAAAAUUUGUAACCGCUUCUGUCAGUUUAAUGAAACAUCAAGACACCGAUCUAACAUCGAAACUAUCCGAACUGAAUAUCGAAUCUAAUGAUUCCGAUGUGAAAUCUUCGAACCACGAAAUCAAAGGCUUAUUAGAAUUGAAAACUAAACUCAUGGAAGCAUUUAAAACUGAUCCAUUAACAGCAAAUGAUAUUACAGUCGAUGACAUCUGGAGUUUCGGGCCGAAAUCCUGCGGACCCAAUAUUCUAUUCAAUAUAUCGUCAACGGCUGACUCAAAAUUCUCAUUCUGGUCAAAUUUACAAAAACCUGGCGAUAAUCUGUACGCCAAGUACGAGAGUAGUUUCCUCGGUGGUUUCCAAAUAGCUUCUCUUUCUGGUCCACUUUGCGAAGAACCCAUGAUGGGAGUAGGGUUCGUUAUCUACGACUGGAAUAUCUCUGAAGACGUCACUACAUCUAUAAAUACCCCUUAUGGACCGUUUUCCGGCCAGCUUAUGUCUACAGUGAAAGAAGGCUGUCGUAAAUCCUUCCAAAUGCAACCUCAAAGACUGAUGGCAGCGAUGUACACUUGUAAUAUCUUAGUCAAUGCCGAAGUUCUCGGUAAAAUGUACGGUUUACUUAAUAAAAGGCACGGUCGCGUAUUACACGGUGAUUUAGCUCAAGGAUCCGCAGCUACGUUCACCAUAACUGCCUAUUUACCAGUAGCCGAAAGUUUUCGGUUUGCUUCUGAAGUGCAUAAACAAACUUCUGGAUUGGCGAAUCCUCAGCUGGUGUUUAGUCAUUGGGAAGUGAUCGAUUUGGAUCCUUUUUGGACCCCAAAUACCGAAGAAGAGUAUUUACUCUAUGGAGAAAAAGCGGAUUCUGAAAAUUAUGCCAGAAAUUAUAUGAACAAGGUGAGGAAAAGGAAAGGACUGCCUACUGACGAGAAGGUAGUCGAAUAUGCUGAAAAACAGAGAACUCUGUCAAAAAAUAAGUGAUAUUUUUUUGUAUUCUGUGUGUUUUUUAAACAUAAAUUUCCUGUCAUUUGUUUUAUAAAUUUGUAAUCCAUGUUGCAUUAAAUUUUUCUUGAUGAUUAAAAAAUUGUUGUUUUUCUUCUGUUUGGAAAAUCAGUCGAAUAAUAUUGAUCAAUGUUAGUUUCUUUUCAGAAUUAUUAUGGACUAGGAAAAAUUGAAGUUCUCAAAACACCAAGUUGAACAGAAAAAUCUUUUAAUAAAAAUAUUCAAAAUUUUUUAAUAACAUUCCAUUAACAAUAACAAAGAAACUUUUACAAAAUGAGUAACCUAUACGAACAGGUGUUUUGUACUUGAAUGAACAAAAACUUCGAUCGAUAUAAUUAUAAAAAUAAGGAAAAAUAAAUACAUAUUCAUAGGCAUACAAAAAAAGAAAAAAAUAUAAGGCACAUUAACUAGCUCUGCAUUCUAACUGCGAAGAUUCUUCAGAAGAAGAACCACUAUUACUAAUAAACAUAACAUCUAAAUCAUCUUUUUUCAUUCGUUUAUGAUUUUUUUCAGCUGCUAAAUCAAGAUCACGAACCACUUUUUCAUUAACCUUACCAUCCUAUAGACGAAAAAAAAAAAAAAUUAAACAGGGAAAAUUAAAGAUCAACAAACUUUCAGUGUAAAAAAUGAGCAUUAAAAUAAACGUACUUCUGGCUUGGGCGUCCAUAUUCGAACAACAGGUUCAAUACCACUUGAUGCUAAUAAACAAUAGUAAGGAUGUGGUUGGAGGCAAUUCACAAUUGACGAAUCGCCUUUCAAAAUACGAAUAUUAUUUUCGGUAAAACGAUCCCAAAAGAAUAUCGAGCCGUCAUCCGAGCCAGCUACAAUGAAUCGUC